CCAAACCAGCCUGUGGUUUCGCACAGCCACGAGCGUUUGUCGAGCCCGUGUGGCUGUGGGCGCUUGUGUUUCUCUCGCUCGUCUUUUUAUAGCGUAACUGCGGUACUAGUGGCUGGUCUUUAAUCAGAGACUGGAGAGGCGGGCCGUGGUGCUGACUGUAAUGCGAUAGCUGCGCCCGUCCUUAAUGUUAUUACAUCCACAUGCUGCUGCCGCGCGAGACUCAGCGCUCAAACGAAGAGACGCGCAGUGCCAAAGAGACAGCGCGCGGAGUAUCUCUAUCACAAGACUUCAGUUACACACCCUCUGCACAGAAGACCAUAUCCGAACUGCCCUUUUCUGACAGUUUUCCGCUGUGGCAGUGUUUCCCAUUCGAGAGCGUUUGGUGGUGGAUUCUGUGGGGACUAGACCGGGAAAACGCUUCACGUCAGUUGGAUUUGAAGGCGAGAGAACGCUCCGCUCACCUCACUCACUCACUCGUUGCUAUAGCUCGAGGAAAUCAAGCCAAAACAUGUUUUCGGCCUGAAAGAGAAAGUUGUUUAGUUUUAUUCAGCCGUUUUAUAUUUCUUUUGUUAAGUUGCUUUUGCUUAGGAUAUAACUGGAGAUGUUAAACAGCCAAGUCUGGGUUGAAUUUACGCAUCCAGCAUUUUGAAGCACAUUGAGAAAGCAGGCGGAAGAAAUUGUUAUCAGACUCAAGACUCAGUGGAUACAUCAUCAGCGGACAAGAACAUUUUCAAAGAACAUCACAAGAACUUCAGCAUUUCCACUGCUAGCACUGGGUGACUAUCACCCGGAAAAGAUGGAUUUAUUCACAAAGCUCUGUGGAUCUUUACUUGUCUUGUGCGCGACAUUAGUUUAUGGAGAGGAGGAGCCAUGUGGUGGGCAUUUGGAUGCCAGUGACGCAGGAUACAUCACCACACCCGGUUACCCGCUGGAGUACCCGCCCCACCAGAACUGCCGAUGGGUGAUCACAGCACCCGAACCGUCCCAGCGUAUCGUCCUAAACUUCAACCCGCACUUUGAGCUGGAGAAACUGGACUGCAGGUAUGACUUCAUUGAGAUCCGGGAUGGGAACUCAGAGAGUGCUGAUCUGUUGGGGAGACACUGCAGUAACAUCGCACCCCCUGCAAUCAUCUCAUCAGGCCCAGUUCUGCUCAUCAAAUUCGUCUCUGACUAUGCCCACCAAGGGGCAGGGUUUUCACUGCGUUAUGAAAUCUAUAAGACAGGCUCCGACUGUUCCAGAAACUUCACAAGUCCAUCAGGUGUGAUCGAGUCGCCUGGAUUCCCUGACAAAUACCCCCACAAUCUGGAGUGCACCUUCAUCAUCAUCGUCCCUCCUCACAUGGACGUCACCCUCACCUUCCUGACUUUCGAUCUGGAGAACGACCCCUUGCAAGGCUCAGAGGGCGAGUGCAAGUACGACUGGCUGGAGGUGUGGGACGGCCUCCCGCAGGUGGGACCUCUGAUUGGGCGGCAUUGCGGUACCAAAAUCCCCUCUGAAAUACAGUCAUCCACUGGUAUCCUCUCUCUGUCCUUUCACACGGAUAUGGCCGUGGCCAAAGAUGGCUUUUCUGCCCGCUACAACAUGACUCUCAAGGAGGUCAAUGACAAUUUCCACUGCAGUAAUGCUCUUGGCAUGGAGUCAAACAAGAUCAGCGAUGACCAGAUCUCUGCGUCAUCCUCCUUCUAUGAUGGCCGAUGGUCCCCAAGACAGGCUCGGCUUAACUUUGAAGAUAACGCUUGGACGCCCAAUGAGGACAGCAAUAAAGAAUACAUCCAGGUGGACCUGCACUUCCUGAAGGUCCUGACGGGCAUCGCCACUCAGGGUGCAGUCUCCAAAGAGACACACAAGUCUUACUUUGUCACCACUUUUAAGCUGGAGGUCAGCACUAACGGAGAGGACUGGAUGAUCUACCGCUAUGGCAAGAACCACAAGGUUUUCCAUGCAAACGCAGACCCCUCAGAGGUGGUCCUGAACCGGAUCCCCCAGCCUGUCUUAGCUCGGUUUGUCCGGAUAAGACCUCAGACAUGGAAGAAUGGAAUCGCAUUGCGCUUCGAACUUUACGGCUGUCAAAUCACGGACGCUCCAUGCUCUGAGAUGCAGGGAAUGCUAUCUGGCCUCCUGCCAGACUCGCAGAUCUCGGCCUCCUCCAUGAGGGACAUCCACGGGGCCACAGGUGCGGCCCGGCUAGUGGCCAGCCGCUCAGGGUGGUUCCCCAGUCCAGCGCAGCCUGUGGCUGGUGAAGAAUGGCUGCAGGUGGACCUGGGAGUCCCCAAAACUGUACGGGGUAUCAUCACACAAGGGGCCCGUGGGGUGGACGGCAGUAGCAGCACGGAGAACCGGGCCUUUGUGCGGAAGUAUAAACUUUCCCAUAGUUUGAAUGGAAAAGACUGGAGCUACAUCAUCGAUUCCAAGACCAAUCUCCCAAAGAUUUUUGAGGGUAACAUGCAUUACGACGCUCCAGAGAUCCGUCGCUUUGACGAGAUUGUGGCCCAGUUUAUCCGAGUGUAUCCUGAGCGGUGGUCUCCCGCCGGCAUCGGAAUGAGACUGGAGAUACUGGGUUGUGACUUGCCAGAAUCUACCACCAUUCCUGACACUGCCACGCCUACCCUCCCUCCUCACGAGGAGACGAAUACUGCCCACAGGACACCAGCUCCCACCACUCUCUCGUCUCUGGGUGGUCUGUGUGACUUUGAGCAUAGUAUGUGUGGAUGGACCCACGACCCCAUGUCUGAUCUGAAGUGGUCUCUGUAUAGUUCCUCUAGUCCUAGCCUGGACCUGACAUUGGGAUCUGACAAUUUUGGAAAUUUCCUGUAUGUGGAGGCGAGUCCUAAGUCAGAGCCCCAGCGUGCGCGGCUAAUGAGCCCAUCCGUGGGACCCGAGCGCCGUCCCGUCUGUCUGCUCUUCUACUACCAGCUGCAGGGUGAAGGUCAGGACAGCCUCCGUGUGCUGCUUCGGGACGAUGACCAGGAGGAGACGCUGCUCUGGGCGCUGAAAGGAGAUCAGGGGCCCAUGUGGAGGGAAGGACGCACCAUCCUGCCUCAGUCUCCUAAAGAAUAUCAGGUUGUCAUCGAGGGCUUCUUCGAGCAUGGCAGUCGAGGGCACAUCUGGGUCGACAAUAUCCAUAUGAGCUCCAGCAUCGAGCUCGAGCAGUGUACACAACCCUUUGCUGCAUUCCCCCCUGAAAUGACUGGGGGAGCCUCACCUGGCUGGAGCGACCCCACUGUUGACACCACAGUGUCCCUGCAGCCCAUGCCCACCUACUGGUAUUACCUAAUAGCCGGAGGUGGUGCCAUUUUCCUCCUGGGCUGCGUCACGUUGGUCAUGGUGCUGUGCUGCCAUCGCUACCACCUGGCGACCAAGAAGAGUCAGCACUCUGUGUCCUACCAGAGCACGUUCACGGGACAGUACACAGGCAGCGGCCCCAGGGGUCUCUCCGGACCUGGGGUGGAGCCGAUGCUAACGAUUAGGUUAGAAAAGCAAGAACCCUGCUCCCAGUGUUGAGAUGACACCAAUGAACAACUUACUUCCGCUGUUUCAAGAGGACAUCUAGGUAGUGUCCUUUAAAGUCUAGGAUAAGGUAAAGAAGAUGUAGACAAGUGCAAGCACCAGAGUUGACGAGUUUUCUGUGACUCUUAUGUGGAGCUCCAGUGCAGUGAAGGAGAAGAUCUGCUGUGCCGAAUGCACAUCCUGCCAAAAUCCUGACUGGCAGGGACCCCUUUUCCCCUUCUGUCUCUCUCUCUCUAUCUCUCUCUCUGUGUGGACGGGAACCUUACUGUGAAAAGCUCUAAUCUCCUGUUCAUGACCAAUCCUAUUGUACAGUCAAGAGAACUCAGCAGCAUUGCCAAACUCUGAGGAGAGCCUGCAAACAGCGGCGGGAGGAAGGCAUUGGUGCAAAAAAGAAAAACCAGGAAACUUUUCCUUGCAUGUGAGCCGCAUCUCGUGCACAUAGGAACGCUUUGAGGCUUGAGGAGUUUGACAAGAAGUUUAAAAGAGACAAAAGCAUGAACGUUGGACACUCUAGCACACAUGUUCUUGCUAGAGAAUCUGUCUCUUCACAGGAUGUGCGUGGAAGGGUUAGGUACCAUGGAAUGUACUGAAUUGUUAAAAUCUUGGUACCUCUAUAAAGUUAUGAGGUCUGGUCCUUUUAUUUUUCUUUAAGAGCUUGAGCAGAGCAAUGGAUUCGGUCCGUUCCAGUGAUCUGUUUGGUCUCCUUUGACUAUUGAAUGAAGCUUCUUAAAAGCAUUUUGAAGGCUUUUUUUUUUUUUUUUUUCUCUGAGAGUUCAUUUUGAGUAUCUGUCAAUAUGUGUCUAUAUAUAAACUCUUCUUUUCUGAAAGUCACUGGGGCUUUGGCACUCACAGUAUGUCUGAAGUGAUACAGAAUGUUUUUUUGCCUAUAUGCAAAGGUCACAUGACCCCGCCUUAGGUCGCUUCAUUGGCAUUGGGCUAGUUCAAGCCGAUCACUGUUCUUAUUUAUUAUUUAAUCCUUUCGUAUUCACACUCAGCCGAAGUGAACCGAAGUGCACAUGCAGCUUACUGAUGCGCUGACUUUAUUUUUAUAGCUAAUGCUAAAGCAGUGUGUAUUUGUGUGUUGUUUCCCCAGAGAUUUUGAUUAAACAUAGUCUUGUAAAAGAGCAGAAGCGGAGAGCUUUGUAAAUCUGCCAAAUGUCAGACGGUGCAAGAGCGCUUCGCUAGCUGAUUUUGCUUCAGGGAGCCAGUUGGCACAUUAGCAUGGUAGUUGGAGCCCAUUUCCAAGUCCACCUUCUAUAGUGUCACUCAGUACACCUGCUGAUGUCUUACUGAAUUACUAACCAACCUCUUAUCUGUAUUUUUUUGGGAAGCUUUCUGCAAAUCUAUCAGUCGAAUUAGCAGACAGUGAAAAAUAUAAACAGCAUUUUGUUUUAUUAGCAUUAUUUGCAUAUGACAAUCUUGUUGCAGAUUUGUGUUUAUUUAUCAUUUAACAUAUCAAAACAUAUUAUAUAUAUAUGCAGGAGAAAGUUUUAAAAUGCACUUCUGAAUCAUUUUCUCUGUAUCAUUUUGCGAGUAUUUGCUUAAUCUCUUUCGUGUGCCAUUUGAAACGUAGCAGUAUACCUCUGAAAAGAAUACCAUGCUAUGGUCUGCGAUGUUUUGUCCAAGUACAUAGUGUUCAGUGUUCUCUUCUGUGCUAAACAAACACAAAAAAUAGGCACCAUCAGAGCUCAGGGUGGAAAUUACCCCAACAAAACAUUUUCCUCUGUACACAUAAAGAAUCUGAGGCUUCAUCCAUUGCUAAAAGCAUCUGGCAGGCGGGCACGUCAGAUUUUGGCUUCAUCUGAAGCAACUGGGAUGAAAGGAGAAAGUAAAUCCUGAUAUCUUGUUAUGCCCUGCAUCUGGCAAUAGGUGAAAAUAAUCCCUCAUCACGGACGGGCUGGCUCUUUUUCACUCGUUUAUCUGUUCUUCGCGAAAGAAUGUGUGGGGAGAUGGAAGGCGAGAUCAAAGAAAACCCGGUUCUAAAUAAAGACCUCCUCUGCAAAAUCCAGGGUCUGAAGGGGUUUGUUUAAAACACAAAAGCACAUGAAAGAUCCUCGUAGACAGCAUGAGAGACCACCUGACCUGGCAGACCCAUUGUAGAGCAUUGUCUCCUCUUUACCGACAUAAUCCUCUAUAGAGUAAAGUGUAUUCUGGGGAGAUGGGACACAUGGCAGCUUUCAUGCUAGACAUAAAUUCAGCUCAAUUUUGAGUCAUGUCUUCUCUGUUGCACUGCCAUAUUUUGCAAUGUCUUGCUUUUUUAAGGCAGAAUUUGUGAUAUGCAACACAUUUCUAUGAGUUUCUGUGCCCCCCAGUUGAAUGUAUAUUAACACCAGUGUCAGAUUUGCCUGUCUUGUCUUGUCUUGAGCAAUUAUAUCAUUUAACUUCUUGCUUUUGACAUUUGUUUUGAGCAAGGUGCAUUUUUCUGAAAAGUCCUGGUUGUUCAUAUGCCUGUAUGAUUAGUGUAUGAAUUUAUAUCAUGCUUUUAAACAGUCGUGAUCCUGUAUUUCUUUUUUUCUUUUUUCUUUUUUUGUCUAUAUUAAUUAAUUUAAUUUCAUUCUCAGUUUUUCUCUUUACUAUUUAAUCUGAGUUGCUUAUAAAUGACUUCAGUUGAUCAUGAAAUGUUUUUAAAUCUACUGCGGCUGAGACUUCGUUUGAAUUUUCAUUAGGUAAUGGACCAGAUUACAUUUUAUUAAACCCAUUGUAUGCAUUCUUGCUGGGAGGUUUUUUUUGUUGUUGUUGUUGUUGUUGUUGUUUUUAUCUGUCUUUGCUGUGUCUCAAAAUAUAUUAAUGAGCAAAAGCCCUCAAAAGGGGCCCCAUAUGAUGCCAAGAGUCUGUCUCUGAUAGUACCUGCACAAAACAGCAUAUGCUUUCACCCCUCCUCAGAGACAGAGACCGGAAAAGGCAGUAGACGUCUGAAGUGUCUGUCUGGAGAAACUGAAUUUGAAUGUGCAAAAAACUCCAGGUUGUAAGAUGUAUAUGUUUUGCAUAAAAAAGUGAAAUAUUCCAUCUAGAGAAUUUGAACUUGAUUAAAACAGUUUGUCUAUUGAGUUAUUUAAUCAUGUUUACUGAACAUGGCUUUUGGAUGUUCAUUAUGUCGACAUUAUGCUUAAUUUGCAUCAGUUAGAUACAAGUUCUGAUGGGUUUGUGGUUGUGUGCACUUUUUUGUCCCUUGCCAUCUAUAUAAGCUUUUUCGUUUCUCUUUACAACAGCAUUUCAGCCUGUUCAGAUACAUACAGUAUGGGGUAUAUUUUAGCUUGUUGAAUUUUGUGGUCUUGGAAAUGUUGUAUGGAAUGUUACAAUAAAAUGAUAUUUUUCUACAAACUGCAGCCAAAGUGGUUUGUACCCUUUUUGUGGCUAUUUAAUGAUGAAUAAAAUAUGCCUCCAUAGCUCCAGUUGUUUGUAACCAAGUCUGUGUGAUCACCACUGGACAGUUUUUGUUGGCCAUUUUGUGCUCUCACAUCAUACUGGUGUUUUUGGCUCCUUGAAAAAUAAUGUUCUUUAGUUUGAAUAUACCAAAGAGCUUUAUUUGUAUACUCAUUUUGACACUGAGUUUCAUUUGGAUUGUG
Carassius gibelio (silver crucian carp) is the source of this 7074-nucleotide messenger RNA. Its product is annotated as neuropilin-2. Gene Ontology annotation, molecular function: vascular endothelial growth factor receptor activity; semaphorin receptor activity. Gene Ontology annotation, cellular component: membrane. Bases 797 to 3502 code for a protein of 901 amino acids. The record is from RefSeq and is a predicted model, not a curated record. Gene Ontology annotation, biological process: axon guidance; angiogenesis; vascular endothelial growth factor signaling pathway. Lineage: Eukaryota; Metazoa; Chordata; Actinopteri; Cypriniformes; Cyprinidae. The transcript is spliced from 16 exons.